Messenger RNA from Wasmannia auropunctata (little fire ant), 2706 nucleotides. RefSeq names its product protein espinas-like. Bases 1 to 2706 code for a protein of 901 amino acids. Gene Ontology annotation, molecular function: zinc ion binding. The record is from RefSeq and is a predicted model, not a curated record. NCBI's taxonomy places the organism in Eukaryota, Metazoa, Arthropoda, Insecta, Hymenoptera, Formicidae. The transcript has 7 exons.
AUGUCGAGCCUGGCGCGGAGGAGACGCACGGCCGUGCUCGGCUCGAAGCGAUGGUGGCAAGGCGGAUGCUGGGCCACCAGGAGCCACCAGGAGGCGUACCUGCGCAAGCUCUACGGCAGGAAGAACAAUCAGGAUGGCAAGAGUAUCGGCGGCCAAAACGCCGACGAGGACGUCGCGGCGCGUGUCGCCGGCAUCGACGCGCCGUGGGCGACGCCCGGUGUUUACGAUCUGCCGACCAUCACCGACGCCGAGCAUCACUACCUGGACGCGUUUCUGAGAAAUCGCGAGAACGACGUGAGCAGCAGCAACAACAACAACAAUGACGACGACGUCGACGUCGGCGUUGUGGUUGGAUGCCCGGCGCUGGCGACGUCGCGCGCGAGCCCGACGGAGAAGUGCGUGGAGUUCCUGAAGGGCGCCCAUCACGACGACGGGGCCAGUUUCGGUCGCCGUGCCGCGGGAGACGCGGAAUGCGGCCGCGUAGCCGACUGCGGUUCGAUGCAUUCGGGUUACGAUGCGGCCGCGGCUUGCACGGAGAAAGUGUGCAGGAGCUGCAGGUGCCCGCGGGAGGAGCACCAGCGUGCUUCGACGGAGGCGGGCGGUCCCUCGGGACUCGGCCUGGGCCCGGGCCCGCCGAUGGCGAUGGCCAUGGCCUUCCCGAGCGGCGCCGGGGGCGCGCCUCACCAGGAGCCGUUCAAGAGCCCGGUGCAAGCUGCGCCGGCCGGCCUGGCGCUGCAGGAGGCACUGAUGCAGCAUCACCAGAGGCACUCGCAGAGCGACGACGACAGCGGUUGUGCGCUCGAGGAGUAUACGUGGGUGCCACCCGGAUUGAGGCCCGAUCAGGUGCAUCUGUACUUCAGCGCGCUGCCGGAGGACAAGAUCCCGUACGCGGGUAGCGCCGGCGAGCGGGAGCGGGUGAAGCAGCUGUUGCAGCAGCUACCGCCGCACGACAACGAGGCGCGUUACUGCAGCGGCCUGACCGAGGAGGAGAAGCGCGAGCUGCGCGUGUUCGCGGCACAGCGGAAGCGCGAGGCCCUCGGCCGCGGGCACGCGAGCCAGCUCGAGCGGCCGCACGGCGCCGGAUGCCGCGAGUGCGGCCGCGCGAUCGCGGCCGGCGAGAUGGCCGUGGCGGCGAGCCGCGCGGGCCCGGCCGCCCUCUGGCACCCGGCAUGCUUCGUGUGCUGCGUCUGCCGUCAGCUGCUGGUGGACCUCAUCUACUUCUGGCGGGACGGCAGGCUCUACUGCGGCCGCCACCACGCCGAGACCCUCAAGCCCCGCUGCUGCGCCUGCGACGAGAUCAUCCUCGCCGACGAGUGCACCGAGGCCGAGGGUAGAGCGUGGCAUAUGCGCCACUUCGCCUGCCUCGAGUGCGACCGACAGCUCGGCGGUCAGCGGUACGUGAUGAGAGAGGGCCGGCCGUACUGUCUCAGGUGCUUCGACGCCUCCUUCGCCGAGUACUGCGACAGCUGCGGCGAGCCGAUCGGCGUCGACCAGGGCCAAAUGUCGCACGAGGGUCAGCACUGGCACGCGACCGAGGCUUGCUUCUGCUGCGCCACUUGCCGCACCUCCCUCCUGGGCCGGCCGUUCUUGCCGCGACGUGGUGCCAUUUACUGCAGCAUAGCGUGCAGCAAGGGGGAACCGCCGACGACACCGAGUGACUCCUCCGCCGGGCCGCCGCCGCCCCCGCCGUCCUUCCUCAGGAGCGGUCGGAGGCAGGUGGCCAUGAGCGAGGGUUCGUCGAGUCCACCCCCGCCGCCUCCACCUCCGCUUCCUCCAGGUUCGAGGCAUACCCUCGGAUCUCCUAGGAAUUCGCCUCGAAUGACCAGAAGACAUCAACAAAUAUCCGCUUCCUUGGCGACGACGCCCACCCAGAGUGCCCAGAACGCCCUGAGCCCCGAGUUCGGCGCGGAAGGACUUUCUUCCAGCGGUUCCAGGCCCAGCGGCCUCGACAGGGUGCUUUUGGAGCGAAACCUUGAGAGGUUGUUACAGGAACGCGGCUCUCACCCUGACGAAAACAGCAGCGAUUUGGGAAGGCUGAUGCAAGCGCGGGAUCGGGAACCCCUGAGAUGCAUCCAGAAUUGCACGCCUACCCACGCGUCGAGCAUGCCGGAACUGCCGCCACCCCCGCGGCCGUCGUCGGGAGCGUCAGCAUCAAUGUCGACAUCGACCGCCGGCGCGGCGUCCGCCGGCGUGCUGGCGCAAGAGCCGGCGACGUCGCCGGCCAGUCCCGGGAUCGGAGCCAGCCAGACGGAUCCGCCGACGCCGACGUCGCGACGCGUGCGGUUCCAGGGGGAUCUGGAUGUUAACGAUCACGGCGCGACGUCGCGCAUCCCGCUCUCGCCAACGAACGACCGGAAUUCGUCAUCGUCGCCCUCGCCUACGUUGCUGUCGAGAACGAACGUGUCACGUUCGAGGAGUCUGCAGCCCGAGGAGGUCGCCAGCACGUCUUGGGGAACUGCAGGCACGUCCAGAUCGAGGACGGACGGUGAGGAUGACGACGCCGAGAGCUGUUGCUCGACAUGUAGCUCGUCCAGCAGCUCGGACGAGGCCGCGGCUUACGCGCUGCCACCGCGACGAGCUUACGGCGGCGUCCGGAUCUCCUACGUGCCGAACGACGCGGUGGCGUGCGCGCGGAAACGCGCGCCCGCGUCCUCGUCGUCGUCGAAUCAGGCACAGAGGGACACCGAAAAGUGCGUCGUGUCUUGA